AUGAGCAAUUUUGAUGCAGAAAGUGAGUGUUCCCCAGGGCGCGAACUCAUGAGAUGCUGCCGAUAUGUUAAGUACAGCCCGACAAGCAAGGACUUGGCUUCCAUGCACUAUAACGUGGACUUCCGUGUAGCAGGCAUGAGCGACAGAUCACCUGUACGAUCGCCUGAACUUCUCCCAGUUGGCUUUCAACAGACCACCCGCGAACUUGGCAUGAUUUUGCAAGGUAUUCCAUCCAGAAAGUCCGUGGUUGGAAACGCCUUGGCAGCCCGCCGUGAUACGAACCAUGUGAUAAGUGGCCCAUCCAUAGACGUUGAAGGGUAUACUUCGUCUAUUGGUUGUCCUCAUUCUGAUGUACUCAGGCCGUACGCUGUUGGGAGUAGGUUGAGGACAGCAUUGAGUGGGGCAACACGACAGCAAAAUCCACGGGCCGUGCGCAUAGGAGGUAUUCAGAGGGAAAGGAAGGCCUACUCAGGUUGA
Molecule: messenger RNA, 477 nt
Organism: Eimeria maxima
Lineage: Eukaryota; Apicomplexa; Conoidasida; Eucoccidiorida; Eimeriidae
Exons: 5
Coding region: 1-477 (158 amino acids)
Source: RefSeq, a predicted model, not a curated record